CCUCAAGUUUCAGUGAAACUUAGCUGCUCCUUAUUGGAAGAGUGGAUUUGGCCUUGGCCGGGACUUUGCACUGGAUUGUGUCUUCAGGGUUUUAGGAGUGGUGGUCGAAGGAAGAGCAGGAGCGGCAGGGUCAGCUCGGAGUCGCUGCAGCUCCGGUGGUUGUAGCAGCGGCUGUCCCGGCCUGGGACUGGUCCCUGGGCUGUCCCGGGAAGAUGCGCGCCUGGGGCCCGGCGUGGCUGCUAGGGUGCGCUGCCCUGCUAGCCGCUGCAGUCGUCUCCUCCUCCUCCUCCUCUAGCGUCUUGUCUCCAGGAGUCAACAAAACCAAAGGGAGAAGUCUUAUCGGUCACAAGAUCCCCUCAACAAAUAUCUCAUCCAGUGGGAAUGGAAGAUUCUACGUGGAUCCAUUUUCUGCAGAGAUUCUUACUGGAGGGCUGACUACUGUCUUCCUUCCAAUUGUCUAUACAAUUGUAUUUGUCGUUGGCUUGCCGAGCAAUGGCAUGGCUCUGUGGGUCUUUCUUUUCCGAACACAAAAGAAACACCCUGCUGUGAUUUACAUGGCCAACUUAGCCUUGGCGGAUCUCUUAUCUGUAAUCUGGUUUCCCUUGAAGAUCGCCUAUCAUUUGAAUGGCAACAACUGGAUUUAUGGGGAAGCCCUGUGCAAGGUGUUGAUUGGUUUUUUCUAUGGCAACAUGUACUGUUCCAUUCUCUUCAUGACUUGUCUCAGUGUGCAGCGAUACUGGGUUAUCAUGAAUCCCAUUGUGCGCUCCAGAAAGUUGUCUAACAUUGCCAUAGGGGUUUCCAUUGGAAUAUGGCUGCUGAUUCUGCUGGUGACCAUUCCCCUGUAUGUUGUGAGGCAAACUGUCUAUAUUCCAGACCUUAACAUCACAACGUGCCAUGAUGUUUUGCCUGCAAAUGUGCUGGCUGGAGAUAUGUUCAAUUAUUUCCUCUCUCUAGCCAUUGGUGUCUUCCUGUUUCCAGCUUGUCUCACGGCCUCUGCCUAUAUCCUAAUGAUCCGGACGCUCCGUUCUUCUGCUAUGGAUGAUUCUGGAAGGAAGACGAGGAGAGCUAUCAAACUCAUCAUCACUGUGCUGGCCAUGUACCUGAUCUGUUUCAUGCCUAGUAAUACUUUGCUGGUGGUGCAUUAUUUCCUGAUUAGAAACAGAAGCCAGAGCCACGUCUAUGCUCUGUACAUAGCAGCUCUCUGUCUUUCUACCCUUAACAGCUGUAUUGACCCCUUUGUCUAUUACUUUAUUUCUCAAGAUUUUAGGGAUCAUGCCAAGAACACUCUUCUUUGUCGAAGUGUCCGGACUGUGAAUAGAAUGCAAGUGUCCCUCACUUCCAAUAAAUUAUCUAGGAAAUCCAGCUCCUACUCAUCGAGUUCAACCAGUGUUAAGGCCUCUUACUGAUACACCUUUCAUAUCAGAUAGAAAUAGCAUUGUAGGUCUUAGAGUCUUCUAUACCUUUCAGAAGUGUCUUUCCAUCACGUUCUAUGAUCAGUGGGGAUCAUACUGCAACUCAGAUGGAGCUCUAUGCCCAGCGUUUCUAAGUGUUCCCAUGUAAAGCAAGUACUUUCAAUUCAAAUGGACACAUCACAGUAUGGUAGAAACAGCUGGAGUCAGAAGACCUGGAUUGGAAUCUGAGUCCUGCCACUGAAUGGGUGUGAUUUUAGUCAAGUCAUUUAAGCCUUUCCUGGGCCUUAGUGUCCUCUUUUAUAAAAGGAGACAAUUAGACUGGAUGGCCUUUAGGGACUCUUCCAGUUAUAGAUCUGUGGUUCUAUAUUUUCCCUUCAUACUCUUCCUUUGCUAAGCCUUCAGGUGUAACUGAACUAAAAGCAACUGUCGAUUCUUUUUUUUUGCAGGGGGGCAGGGUUUGUUUUUUGUUUUUGUUUUUGUUUUUUUAGCAACUGUCGAUUCUGAGGGAGAGAAGACUAAAAAAUGUACACAUAGAUGUCAUUAAUUUAGAGUUGAUGGAUGCUGCAAGUAACUGAUCAGUUACCUAAGGAUUUCUUGGCUUCUGAAUAUUGAUUAUGGAAUUUUAGAGCUGGAAGUUACUUGUCAAUUGGCUUCCCUAAAAUGUUGCCUUAGAAUAUUAGAGCUAGAAGGAAUCUUAGGGAUCACCUAGUCUGGACCCUUCAUUUCAUAGAUAUUAAAAAUAGGGCCCAGAGAAGGGAAUUGAUUUCACAAGGUCACUCAACCAGCCAGAGGCAGAGUUAGGACUCAGAUUUCCUGGUUCCUAAUCCAGGAUAUCUUUUGGAUGAUGACAUAAGGACCUGGCUUAAAAUCCUUCCUCCAGCACUUUCUCCCUAUGGAACUCCAGGAGAGUCAUUUCAUUUCUGUAGGCCUCAGUUUUCUCACCUGUAAAAUGGUGGGGUUGUACUGUAUAGUCUAUUUCUAAAUCUGUGCUCUAUGACCAGGAGACCACUGGUAAAUGUUGAACAAAUGACUCACUGAAACCACGUGACACACUUUUAACUUUAAUGUGUAUUAUUGACAUUUUCUCAAUAAGUUUCUGAAGUCUGGAUAAUCAACAAAACAAUAAAUCAAGCCCUAGUUUGUAGUGUCUGCCAAUCUCGAUAUGUAAAUGCUCACACUGAAAAUUUAACCAUCGGCUCUUAUGAGCUGAUACAAACUGGCUCAAGCACAUUCCUGUUUAUAAUUUCCAUGUGUCUCUUUUUAUUGGUCUUUGAUUUUUAUUAUUAUUACUUGUAAAGAAAAAUAUAAUAAUGAUUUUAAUCUGUAAGUAGCAUUAAAAUAUAAUUUUUAUUUAACUUCAAUGCAUAUUUCAGGUAUAUGGGCCAAGAACUUUUUUUUUUGUAAAUAAGAACCACAUUUUCCACUUAGAGUUUUUUUUAUUCAUGUUGCAAUAUUUAUUGUCAAAUUUUUCAUUAUUGCCAAAAUUAAAUCAUAAUAACCUGAUGAGGUUAUUCCUCUUAGAAAAAGAGACUGGAUGACAGCAAGCAUUCAUCAAGCAUCUCCUAUGUUGCAGGUGCUAAAUGACCAAAGGGAGGUGGGUCUUGUUGGGAAGGACCUUACAUUCUGCUGCGAGAGGGUCCACAUUGUACAGUCAUGUUUCACUAUUUGGGAUAUGUUAUUGAGUUGUAUAUACUUGUAUAGUUUCUUCUAUUAUAUAUAUACCCAGAAACUGACUUUUUUAUAGGUUUAUUCCAUUUGAUGAUUAUUUUUCAUAAUUGUACAUUUUAUACAAUAAUCUCUUGUAAAUAAAACUUGUUUUAUAUAAA
Vombatus ursinus (common wombat) is the source of this 3238-nucleotide messenger RNA. It is a transcript of the gene F2RL1, whose product is annotated as F2R like trypsin receptor 1. The transcript is spliced from 2 exons. The record is from RefSeq and is a predicted model, not a curated record. The coding region runs from base 213 to 1406 and encodes 397 amino acids. Lineage: Eukaryota; Metazoa; Chordata; Mammalia; Diprotodontia; Vombatidae. Gene Ontology annotation, biological process: positive regulation of Rho protein signal transduction; thrombin-activated receptor signaling pathway; blood coagulation. Gene Ontology annotation, molecular function: thrombin-activated receptor activity. Gene Ontology annotation, cellular component: membrane.